Messenger RNA from Endocarpon pusillum Z07020, 1335 nucleotides. RefSeq lists its product as uncharacterized. Gene Ontology annotation, molecular function: metal ion binding. Bases 1 to 1335 code for a protein of 444 amino acids. The record is from RefSeq and is a predicted model, not a curated record. The transcript has 3 exons. NCBI's taxonomy places the organism in Eukaryota, Fungi, Ascomycota, Eurotiomycetes, Verrucariales, Verrucariaceae.
AUGCAUUCAUUGUCUAGUCGAUACCUGCUCACGUGCCGCUACUGGGCGUUUGGACCUGGAUGUCCCGAUGUCGAUGCCCACGGUGUUCAGACAUGCCCAUACGCACAUUGGGACACAGGCCGCCUGGUCGAUUUCUACGAGCAGCGGGGUACUUGUUAUGACUGGUUCCACAAACGGGUCUGUCCCUUCGGUACUAGUUGCUCCUACGAGCAUCGUGACACUGGGGUCAUGGGGCUCAAUCAAGGCAUGCUUGUGCUGCAUGGCCUCAAUCUGGAGAUUGCAGACGCUGCGAAUAGGUCCGGCUUCAAUACACGCAAUCAGGUGGCUCUGAUGGACUUGAUUUGGGCGGUACGUCGUAUCGCCUUCAGACAUGCAGUGGAGCGUCCAAAGAUAAAACGUCCGCCCAAACAUGCCGUCUAUCCCGAUCGAUAUCGUCCUGGGGACCCUAGUGACAACACCAUGAGGCCGAGGAAGAGAGGGAGAGAGCACGAAGCACAAGUACCUGGCAAAGGCACGUGUGACAACCCGAUCGAAAUUGCCAACGAUGAUUUGGAAGCAGGUGAAGCAGGCACCACAGCAAACUCAUCUGCAAAGAGGUUGAAAGUGGCGGUAGGCCAGAUCGGCCGUCACAAGGUAGAGUUGCCGAGCACAGCAAAAGUCCUCAAUCCUGUCCAUCCUACCAAAUUUCAGAGUUCUUCGAAUGCCCGCCAUGAACGAGGCCGAACAGAUGCACGGAAAACAACCUAUAUGCCGUCUCCAGGCUCCUUGAAUCUUCCUCCGCCGCGGCCCUCAUCUGUCGGACCUAUCUUCAACACUGCCCGCCCCUUAGUCCCAGAUCCUCGUGACAGGACCGUAGUAGAACUCCGGAAGGUUGGGAACACUCUCAAAGACAACAUUGACGCUGUACUUGAGUGCAGCCGGGUCAUGAAAGCCAUGUACGAGAGGGAUGACAGACUCGGAAAUGACAUCAUCUACAAGGAGCUGGGCAGUCUGAAAGAAACGUUUGACAGCUGUCUCGGUGACGCCGAAGUAGGCAUCGUGACCAUUAAGAAGGUCAUAAGUCUUCUGGAGGACAACAAGGAUCACGUCAUGGCGUCUGGAGAUCAGAGACUCGUCGACGACGGUGUGAGAAGUGUGAGCUUAUGCCACUGUUACCGGAAUCAGCUGAGCAAGAAAAGCGUGGAGCAUCCGAGUGCUGGUGAAGGGGGAGGGCGAAGCUUGGCUAUCCUGCUGUGGCCAUGGACUGCGAAGGAUGAGAGGUUGAAUCGGAAGUCGAAUGAUUGUGAAAUCAGAGCUUCUAGCUGGACAGAGACGUGGAAGGAUAAGGACGAUUGA